AUGGAAGAAAUGUGCAGUAUUAAUAGUAAUAAUAAAAUAAAUUUUGUAAGUACUCCGGAAUUAGAUAGUAUAAAUAAUCACAAUGACAGUGAUGAUAAAAUUACACUGACAGAUUCCAUCAACAAUGAAAGUACCAAAACAUUCCAAGAAAAUCAAACCAGCAACCUAGACCUGGACAAGGUAGAAAUUUUAUCAGAAAUAGAUAACUUAGAUGUAGAAAAUAAAUUGCCAAAUGAAGGUGAGCAGAGAAGUGAAAGUUUGCAGUUGAAGCAUUUAGAAAUCAAUGACAGCUUGGACCCGCAUAAGUCGCAAUUAUUGGUGACUAAGUUCGCUCAUUCUAAUUUGAUCCAAUCAAGUGUACCGCUGAUCAACAAGAGCCGGAAUUUGCUGAACUUCAUCACGGAGAAGUCGACGAAUAUCAUGGAGAAGGCGCUGCUGCCUCAGUACUUGCAACAGAAAGAACUGGCACAGAAGCUGGGCAAUUGUGAGGAAGGGGAGAGUGCAGAUCAGAAGACUGGAAGAGAAGAUGAUUUUUUGGAGGGUGGUAAAGAAGAAGUUGAUACGGUGGAGGUCAAUGGAGGAGAAAUAGAUUGUGGAAGAUUGUUGGAAGAGCUUAGGAAAGUUUCAAGGGAUAAAAUUAUGCUGGAGGAACGGAUCAAGGAAUUGGAAAUAAAUCAAGUGUCUAAAGAGCCAGUAUCACCAUCUAUCGACAACCGAGAUGCAACAAUCUCCCGCCUAACUUCCGAACUGCGCAGCGCCCUCUCUCAGAAAGACGCUCUCCUCCAUCAAUACAGUUCCGCGAACAAAGAGCGCGAGAGUAUGGUAAUGAAGUACGCAAUUUCUGAGAAACAGCGCUUAGACCUCCAGCGGAACCUGGAACAGUCUCACUCUCGUUUAAAGCAACUGACCUCCGACAAUGAGGUUGUAACCUCAAAACUAAAGACAGCUUUCAAUGAGCGCUCGCGAGUAACUCAAAUGUUGGAUGUAAAGUGCCGGGAAUUAAUCGACGCGCAAAAGGAACUCGAGAAACUCCGUGAAGAUCUUGACUUGAGAGAGGUUAAGUUAAAAUGGACGCAAGCUAAAUUAAAAUCUGAGCUGGUGUCUCACAAAGAAACCUCGGAGAAAUUAGAAAAAGCGAGCUUGAAAAUUAACGAAUUAAAAGACGAGUGUGAAAAUGUCCGCCGUGAGUCUUGCGAGUCGAUAAAGAAGUUCCAGCAGUCGGAAGAGAACAAAGCAGUGACUCUAGAUCACCAAUUAAAGGAACAGCAUGCGCGACUUAUUUUGGAGCGCCAUGUUGUUGAGGACAAGGAAGCUGAACGGUUGCAAUUGUUGAAAGAAAUUGAAACUCUGAACCACCGCCAGCAGGUUCUCAUUGAAGAGAACAAUGCGCUGACCUUGAGGAACAACGACUUGGACGCCAUCUAUGAGGAACUCAAGAGGAACUUUGAUGAGUUAAGUGUAGUAAGUGAGGAACGCUUGAAGGCGAUUAAUGACCUGACUGUUAAGGCAGAAGCUCUUGAAGGAACUAGGUUGGAACUGAUGGCUAGGAACCAGGAACUGUUGGCGACUGAAAGUGAACUGCAGCGCCUCCAAGCGGCGAACAAGGAACUGCAGGUUGAUAUGGACUGUUGCGUGCAAAGGGAGAACCAGAUGUUGGAGUUCACACAGAAGUUGACGGAUAAGAAUGUCAGGUUGCAAUCAGAGUUCACCAUUACCGAGUCCAGGAUGAAGGAACUGGAGAAGGAACUGGUUCCGUUCCGGGAACAGGUCAAGGAACUGAAGGCUAGAAUCAAAGAAAUUACCGAGGAGCUGAGGGAUGAGAAGAAGAAACGUGUUGAUGAGUGCGAACUACUUGCGCGACAUCUAGCGGAACAGACCAAGAUGGCGGAGAACUUGAAGCAGCUGUUGGAGGACAGCAAGGGCGAGAACUUGGUGCUUAAGAGGAAGCACCAGAUGACUAUCAAGGAACUAACUAGGGAAGUUGGACAGUUAAAGAAGAAGUUGGAGGGAACUAGUAGCGCUGUAGAGGGCGCUGUUCAGACUAGAACGCCAUCUGUUUUGUCGCUUAAUGAAGAAGCUGAUAAGGAGGCCGGGGUGAUUUAUAAUGAGCUGGAUAAACAGGCGCUUGUUGAUAGGGUGAUCAAGUUGCAGAGAGUUAAUGUUAAAAGGGCGGAAAAGUUGGACUUUUUGGAGGAACACACUAGAGUGCUUGUUGUUGAGUUGCAAAAGAAGACUAAGAUUAUUCAGAAUUAUGUUUUGAGCGAGAGCUUUGAUGCCAUGGGGAGCAAUGAGAGGGAUAAAUAUAAGGUAGGUUUGAAGGUUGGAUGGGAAAGAUUUUAUUAG
This is a messenger RNA of Cotesia congregata, 2343 nucleotides long. Lineage: Eukaryota; Metazoa; Arthropoda; Insecta; Hymenoptera; Braconidae. The record is from the annotation of a GenBank genome assembly.